UUUAAAGUAUCAGAGAAUAUCUAGUUUGGCGAGUUUACCGGAGGCGGAUCUGGAACCUACGGCCUCCUGAUAGACUAGUAGCAACUACUCGGGCCGAAGCAGUAAAAAUAAUGCGACCGGGUGCACGGAGCGGGUCCGGGCGUUUUUUUCUCGUUCUUGUAUGGACUUUUGGAUGGAUGCGUGUUUCUCCUUUUUAAUUUAAAAGGGUGGGCGAGAGGGUGAGUAAACCCGCUUUCCCAGUUUUGAGAAACCAGCGGCGGCACCGCCAAUCCGCGGUUCCGCCUUCCCAACCAAUCAACCAACUUAUAUACCCACCUGGGUCUUCCAACCCUUCCUCUCCCCCUCACUCCAGCGCCCUCCAAUCGAUGCGCGUACGCCCUCGAAUUGUUGGAAUCUAGCCCAGCCCAGCCCAGCCAGCAGACUGACAGCCGGUAAAGAUGAGGAUGAGCUGCAAUGGGUGUCGGGUUCUGCGGAAGGGGUGCACGGAGGACUGCAGCAUCCGGCCGUGCCUGCAGUGGAUCAAGAACCCGGAAUCGCAGGCCAACGCCACCCUCUUCCUCGCCAAGUUCUACGGCCGCGCCGGCCUCAUCAACCUCAUCAACGCCGGCCCCGCCCACCUCCGUCCAGCCAUAUUCCGGUCGCUGCUGUACGAAGCGUGCGGUCGGAUCGCGAACCCCAUCUACGGCUCGGUGGGACUGCUGUGGUCGGGGAACUGGCAGGUGUGCCAGAGCGCCGUAGAGGCCGUGCUGAAAGGCGCUCCCGUCAAGCCCAUCCCUUCCGUCGAAUCCGCCGCGGCGCCAUUACUGUCGCCCUCCCCGCCCCCUCUAAUUACUACCGCAGCUGCUGCUGCUGCAAAUAACAAGCCGAACAACAACUAUAACGACAUCCGCCACGUCUCCAAGAAUACCAAGAAUCAUCACCCCCAAGCAGCGGAGCUCCUCAGGGUCUCCGCGAAGACCCGCGCCCGGUUCAAGCGCUCCGCCGGCGCUAAGCCCUGCGCAGCACCAGCACGUGGUCCGAUUUCCGACUGCCGGCAGCGGCGCCCGCAGAGCCCCGACUCGUCCGCCAGCCGCGCCUCGGAUGAUGACGAGAACGGCGCGGCGCCUCGGGCCGACGAUGAUGUCGAGUUCCGUGAGAGCGAUCGGCUCUCUGUCGACACGGUGGAGGCGGGGUCCCACGUGAGCCAGGCCGAGCCAAGCCCCGCCGUGGAAGGAGGCGCCGACCAGGAAGAUGAGACAGAGGAGGAGGCAGAGGAGGCGGCGGCGGUGGGUCUGGAGCUGACCCUCGGGUUGGAACCGGUUUCCGCAACCACCCGGCCGCCGCGCCGCUCAUCAGCUACGGAAACCCGCUGCGAAUUGAGCGCCUUCACUUCCGAUUCGUUUCGACUCGAUCUCGGGCUUCAGUUAUCUGCUUAACUAAUAAUGUACAACCGAUAUACAUAGAUAUAAUAGAAAGAACUAAAAAAUCGGAGAACGGAGUUUAGUACUUUCCGCGCGAGUUGUGGGCGGUUGGGUAUGUAGAGAUAGAUAGAUGGGCGUAGAGGCUACAGUUUUGUAGGUUUUUUAAGCAAUUUGUUCUCUCUAAUCCCUCGCUGUAAUCUUCGGUCUCGUGCUGUCUCUUGUUUGCUGGAAAGAAUGAAGAAAAAUAAUCUAAGUCCAGCUUAUGUAGAAAACUCUCUUCUAUCUUGUGUAUAAAAUUAUAAGUUUUCAUGAUACUUUUUUAUAUUGAGAAA
Messenger RNA from Ananas comosus (pineapple), 1732 nucleotides. Its product is annotated as LOB domain-containing protein 42-like. NCBI's taxonomy places the organism in Eukaryota, Viridiplantae, Streptophyta, Magnoliopsida, Poales, Bromeliaceae. Bases 438 to 1415 code for a protein of 325 amino acids. Gene Ontology annotation, biological process: regulation of gene expression. The record is from RefSeq and is a predicted model, not a curated record. The transcript has 2 exons.